Pteropus alecto (black flying fox) is the source of this 3605-nucleotide messenger RNA. It is a transcript of the gene LRRC72, whose product is annotated as leucine rich repeat containing 72. The record is from RefSeq and is a predicted model, not a curated record. Gene Ontology annotation, molecular function: protein binding. The coding region runs from base 1 to 954 and encodes 317 amino acids. The transcript has 9 exons. NCBI's taxonomy places the organism in Eukaryota, Metazoa, Chordata, Mammalia, Chiroptera, Pteropodidae.
AUGACCUGGGACCGGAAACACCUGCACCGCUCGGUCCGAAACAAUACAAGCCUUGCAAGAGCUCCGGGGCCUGCCCUGGAGAUCAGCCGCAGGGUAAGAGGUGCUCCCUUCCCAGACCAAGACCCCCUCCUGUCCCUGCCCGAAAGCCCCAACCCGCCCAAAGCUGCUUCUGGGGCAGUUGAAGAUCAACUAAAGAUAUGUGGACACAAGAGGGAUGCUGAUGUCUUUGAGCUGUUCCUUUCUAAGAAGGAACUGACAGAUGUCAUUGACCUUUCCAGGUUUAAAAAACUAAAAUACUUAUGGCUACAUCAUAAUAAGCUCCAUGGAAUAACAUUUCUCACUAGAAACUAUUGUCUGACAGAACUAUAUCUAAACAACAAUGCAAUAUUUGAAAUAGAAGGCCUGCACUAUUUGCGUUCAUUGCAUAUACUCCUGCUACAUCACAAUGAGUUAACAAACAUCGCUGCAACAGUGAAGGAAUUAAAGGGAAUGCUAAACCUGAAGACCCUAAGUCUCUACCAAAACCCUUUCUGCCAAUACAACCUGUAUCGUUUAUAUAUAAUCUACCACCUUCCAGGAGUAGAGUUGCUUGACAGAAAUCAAGUUACAGAAAAAGAAAGAAGAUCAAUGAUUACCAUUUUUAACCACAGAAAGGCUCAUAUUGUUCAAUCAAUAUCAUUCAGAAGAAAAGUAGAUGCCUCAUGGAAUCCUAGAUCACCAGUUAAGCAAAAACCAGCCCUGAAAGUACCCUCAGAUUUUGCAUUUGCGAAUAAUGUAGACAAAACUGUGUUUGAUGAUCCAGAAGAUGCUGUUUUCGUAAGGUCCAUGAAGAGAUCAGUAAUGGCUAUUACCUUUCUGAACUGGGACACAGUUCCAACGCAAGAGGAAAAAUACCUCGAAGAAGAUAAAAAAGACACAGAACCUGCUCAAAUGCUCACAGUUACAAUAAGAUAACCCCUGGUAUUUCUAGAAAUCCUAGUGGGUUUCAGCUGUAUAUUAAACUUCUCUGUGAUUAAGCAGAUUAUGUAUUUAAUGUUAUUUGGAACAAUAUAAAUAGAAACAGAAACAUCGAUAAUGAAAAAUAGUUCCUAUAGUUUAAGUUUUUGUUGAAGUAAAAUAUGUAUAUAGAAAUGUACACAAAUCAUAAGUGCUCAGGUCAAAUUUUCAAACAAUGAACAGUCGUGCAACUGGUAUCCUUCAUCAAGAAACAAAAUAUCACCGGCACUCUAAAAGCAUCCUCAUUCUCGUCACCAUUCCUAUUACUCAUUACUACUCACCCUUCAAAAGUAGCUCAUGUUCUGAUUUUAAAACCAUACAUUAAUUGUGUCUGUUUUUAAAAGGCCUAUUAAUGGAAUCAUAGGUUAAAUGAUUUUUUUGGCUUCUUUUACUCAACAUUGUGAAAUUCACCCACGUUGUUGUUAGUAGCAGUAAUCUGUUGUUCUCAUUGCCAUAUAAUACUCCCCCUAUCUGAUGGUGCUUAGAACCAUCACACUAUAACACAGACACUGUAAAAGUGGAGCUGAAAUCAAAUCAGGCAAGAGAUGAAAUAUCACUGAGAAUCUGUAAUCUCCUUUUACCUGUGGGCACUUAUGAUUCUGUGCAUAGCCAGAGUCUGAAAUGCAGGUAUGGUCCCUGGCAGAAGGUUGCAGCUGAGAGUAAGAAAAAAGAGUUUGGCAUUGAUGUGGGUGAGUGGCUGAUAUCAUGGCAAAAGUGAUGACGUGUGGCUUCCAAGAUUGUCAUAUAAAGAACUGAAAUGCUCUUGCUCUCUCGCCUGGAUCACUAUUCUGCAGGAAGCCAGCUGCCAUAUCAUGCAGAACUUGAGCAGUCCUCUGGAGAGGUGCAUGUGGUGAAGAACAAGAGGCCUCCCUCCAAAAGCCAGUGAGGAACUGAGGCCUUCUGCCAACAACCAUUUGAGUUGCAAGCACAUCCUCCAGACCCAUUUAAAGCUUCAGAUGACUGUAGUCCUGGCUGAAAGCUUCAUGGCACCCUCCUGAGAAAGCCCAAGCCAGAACCACCCAGUUAAGCUGCUCCUUUAUUUCUGGCCUGCAAAAACUAUGAGAUAACGCUUAUUGAUGCUUCAAGCUGAUAAAUUUUGGGGUAACUGGUUACACAGUCAGUAAUAGAAAGUAACACAAUAACCCAGCAUAAUCCAUUGUGCUAGAAGUAUUUGUUGUAUGUAAGGAUGCCUUGUGAAGUCUCUGACAAGCUCUGAGAGGAGAGUCAUAGCCCAGUCUUCAAGGGUUCUUGAAUAAGGCCACACCAUCCGCAGCAGAAAACUCAUCAUGUUCAAUUAGCAGUUCUUGGCAUGCUACUGCAUCCAUUCUAGAACUGAGAGUCUGACCAUUGAUCAUUAAGUAACAGUUACAUCAAAGCUACACAUCAUGACCCGACUAUAUCAGAUCCAGCAAGCAAUAAUGUUGGGUGGGCGUGGCAACAAUCCACUUCAUGAUAGAAAUGGUGUAUUUGGGAUCAAGUUUAAGCUGGCCCAUGAGUUGCAUGAGAAGUAUUAAUUUUUAAUUAGAUUAUAAUUAGUUCAGAAUUAGGUAUUGUAAUCUCCAGGUUAACCACUAAAAGAGUAAUCAAAAAAUGCAUAAUCUGGUAUUUUUAAGCCUAUAAUCACUGAAAAGGAUGAAUAAUCUAUUCGUUAUAAAAAUAGGGCUAGAAAAUUUUACUUAACCUCUGUUUUAGAGAACUAAUGGAAAUGUUUCAUUUGUAUGAAGAAAAAAAUGCUUUAAAAAUGUACUCAAUACUGAAUGUUUUUAUUCAAUAAUGAAGGGCUACGAAGUGGCUGUGACUGGAAAACACCAUUUGGGGAGAAAUACAAAAUAGAGAAGACAUUAUCCUUACUUAAGUAACCCCAAACUCUACCAAAAUAGAACACACAUUUGAGAGGGUGCUUUUAAUUAAGUUGUUUUAAACAACAGAGACCCAUUCAAGCUGGCUCAAGUGAAAGCAUAUUUAUUCCACGAUCCAAAGGAUAUCUCAUGACUAGGAAACAGAAAACACCGAUAUAUAGAUCUCAGAGGGUAGUGGCUACAAGCUGGGGCUCUGGAAUCAGACAGACCUAGCUCAGCUCUUCCGCUUACUAGUUGUUACUUGGACAAUUUAGUUUUCUCUAGGCUUUAAUUUCCUAUUAUUUAUAAAAAUUAUUGUGGUUAUCUCAUGGAGCCUCAAGGAUUAAGUUAGGUAAUAUAUGUGAAGUGUUAGGUAGAUAGGCUUUCUCAAAGUAAAUGCUUAAUACAUGUUAGCUAAUACUGUUAUUCUUAACCCAAGAGCAGUUGUGCUCGUAAGGACUAUAUCUGGUAUCAAAGACUGAAUGUUUGUGUCCCUACAAAGUUUACAUGUUGCAAUUUAAUCCCCAGUGAGAUGGUACUUGCAGGUAAGGCCUUUGGAAGGUAACUGGGUUGUGAGGGUGAAGCUGUCAUGAAUGGGAUUAGUGCUCUGAUAAGAAAUUAAAGAGCAAGCUUACCCUCUGUUUGCUGUGUGAGGACACAGAAAGAGGGCACUCACCAAGAACUCGACAAUGCUGGCACCCCCAUCUCAGACCUCCAACCUCCAGGACUGUGAGAAGUAAGUUUGUUGUAUAAACCACCUUAGUGUAUGGU